Molecule: messenger RNA, 414 nt
Organism: Ilex paraguariensis (yerba mate)
Lineage: Eukaryota; Viridiplantae; Streptophyta; Magnoliopsida; Aquifoliales; Aquifoliaceae
Source: the annotation of a GenBank genome assembly
AUGGCCGAUCCAAGGAAUAUAUUGAACGUAAGUGGCAACAUGCAAGGUAAAGAACAAAGCUCCCAUAUUGAUGGGGACCAUAGAAUGUGGUACCUCGCCAUCAUGGCAUCAUCCACUUGCCUACUUUUCUCUCUCCAGAGUGUCCAGGUUCAAAGACAACGCAGAGCUGGACAUGCUAGUAUUGGCACUGUGGAGGCACUGAAAGAUCAAGGGUUCUGCAGAUGGAAUUGCGCAAUGAGGUUGCUACAAAAGCAUGGCAAGUCCAAUGUCAGGUCGUAUUCUCAAGCUGAGAGACUCUCGACACCCUCAUCGACAGCAAUUUCUAGUAAGAUCAUGAGAGAAAAGAAAGUGAAGCAAUCAGAGGAAUCACUGAGAAAUGUUAUGUAUUUGAGCUGUUGGGGUCCUAACUCAUGA